AUGAUACCUGAAGUACGGCUUCAGUCACCCUUCCGAGUGUUUGAGCAGCGGUUUCUAGAGCAUCGCUGCUGCGAUGACAAAGAUUUCAAAAGAGAGGUUUGGAAUUUUUCAAGUGACUUGUUCAAUUUCUACAUACAAUUUCAGAUUAUCAUUGCAUUUCUUCCUUAUAUAAUCAUCUCUAUGUUAUCGAUUUUGUACGUGAUGGGUGGAGCCGCGGCAUUUUCUCUCAUUGACGAUUCAAUUGCUAAAAUUGAUUAUGCUAGCAGAUGUUUCUUCGUAUUCUCUACUCUCACUACUAUUGAUGUCGCUACAUGUCAGUUGUUCCCAGCGGCACUCGUUAUCGACGAAAUUAUAUUUUUAGGAUAUGGUAAUGUAAGUCCUGGAAAUUCGCUCAGUAAAAUUUUCUGUAUGUUCUACGUGAGUGUGGGCAUUCCACUGCUACUGCUGGCACUCACAAACAUUGGCCAUCUUUUCGCUGAAAUCUAUUGGACGCUCACACUGAGUGUCUUCAGUGAUCUGAGCGUAGACCCGGAAUCACGGCGUAAAGUUCCCGUACCGAUUAUUACUGUGUUCCUACUCCUUCAUGCAAUCGUCGGCGGUUUUCUCUUCUGCUACUGGAUUAGACGAGCUGCCAUUCCUAGCUUCUGUUUACUUCAGAAUUUUUCUAUCGGCACGGACGGGCGCUUCGUUUCAAUUACUACGAUCGGUUUCGGUGACAUCGUAGUAACACCAACAAGCGACUUCCAUACGAUUGUAUUGAUUAUUUAUCUCGUAUUCGGAAUUAUUACAAUGUCAAUGUUUGUCAAUUCAAUGGUCCAGCAUGCGGAAUGGGUUCAUUACAUGGGCAGGAGAAAGAUAGCUCUUCGUAAGAAGACCGUCUGGUUCGGAGCGGACUCUUUGACUGUACAGCAACUCGUUCAAUUGGUUGCUAAGAAUCUUGAUGUA
Messenger RNA from Ostertagia ostertagi, 945 nucleotides. The record is from the annotation of a GenBank genome assembly. Lineage: Eukaryota; Metazoa; Nematoda; Chromadorea; Rhabditida; Trichostrongylidae.